Molecule: messenger RNA, 1457 nt
Organism: Desarmillaria tabescens
Lineage: Eukaryota; Fungi; Basidiomycota; Agaricomycetes; Agaricales; Physalacriaceae
Exons: 4
Coding region: 69-1319 (416 amino acids)
Molecular function (GO): protein binding
Source: RefSeq, a predicted model, not a curated record
CGUUGUCUUACACGACGACUUCCACGUUCUCUAACGGGGGAACUCUCGUCAACAACCAACACCAACCAAUGAAAACUUAUUUCGAAAUGCUGUUCUUGCCCCCAGAAAUCGCCGAGGAAAUACUUCGAUAUCUAAACAUCAAAGAGAUAAAAGCUCUUCGCUUGACAUGCAAAUAUUUCAACGUUCUUGCAUAUCCUUUCGUCUUCGCUACCAUUCAUGUUUACCUCAACAGUAUCAAUUACUAUCAGCAAAGUCUCUCCGUUCUCAAAGCUGUAUCUUCUCGAGGUCGCUGCCAUCGUCUGUCUAUUGGGAAAUACGUCAAGCAUCUUUACAUCCACUCGCAUACCGAUGAUACUCAAGUUCUACCAAAGCACGAAAAUUUCUGGAAUAGCCUUACCAAGUCUCAACGUCGCCUUGAGAAGCGAAUUUACACAUCUCUGCCUUUUAUGAUAUGUUUAAAAAAGAUUACCUGGCAUCUCAUCCAUCCCAUCCGUCAGCAUUUCGUCGACACCAUCAUGUACUCUAUUCCCCCUAGCAAGCCGAUAGCUGUUGACCUGGAAUGUCCCAUGGAGCACCUCAAACUAUUUGAAGACCUUACCUGCGUUCAUAGCAUGACUAUUAAUGCUUAUUCCGCGUUUUGGAGACCUAGGUCUCUGCUGUACAAUCUCGUUGUAAACAAUCACGACUUAAAGGUUCUUCGUAUCCACAUGGACAAGAAAGACAUGAUGUCCUUCCCCCUCUGGUGUCUCUUCUCCGAAAUUCCUUCAGGAACAGUCUCUCAGCUGGAGGAGUUGAUUAUCAUUGGGGGCUUCACUCUGGAAGAGCAAAUACCGGUCGUUCAUUUGCUGAACCUCAAGGUGCUGGAUGUAGUCUUUGGGUACCCGAACGUCCCAUGGGACUCAUUAUGCAGCGCGAGAAUCCAUCUAUCGGAUAUUUAUGCGCAUAAUAGGAUAAACGACUCCCUAUUGACCUACCUCGGCUCUUAUGAUGGCCUAGAGCAAUUGAAGAUUCACGCCGACCAUGAUGAUGCACAUUCGCAGCAAUUUUACCAUGCUAUUCUUCCAAGGCAUGCCAACACCAUCAAGCUGUUAUGGGUUCUUCCAUCUUCUUGGUCUGGAACCGUCUGGGGUCUAGACACAUAUGUGUUGGAAGAGUUGCUGCAAUGUGAAGGUCUAACUGAUAUCCGUAUCCCUAUCGGUCUGCAGAAUGCCAGCGUAACAAACGCCGAAAACAUUAUCGUAAACUCUGAUUCUCGGUACCCUCGCGACAUGGCAAUGGCCAAACCUCAAGGUUUUACGGUUCCUCCCGCCUUUGAAUAACCCCGAGAACGUCAGCGUUAUAGAAUCCUGCGUCUGUAGAUGUAUAGAAGUGAUGCGCUUCACGAUCUCCAGACAAUGUACACGACUUCCGGGGUCUGAAUGGCGAGAUUCUCUUCGUGUCUCCGUUCAUCGUCGUGG